ACGUGAUGACGUAUGAAUAUGUUUUGACGUUAAGAGUCACCACACUGUGAACUGGAGACAGACCAGAGAAGCUAGAGGGGUUAUAUUUCUUACAUAACACAGAUCAGUUUCCAUCAUGGCAUUGAGGAGCGCCGUGUGUCGCCUCUUGGUGAACCCUCACAGAUGCGCCUUCCUCUCAGCCUCCAGAGCCCAGGGAACUGCUGCAGCUGCCCGAUGUGAUGCAGAAAGGUCCGAACAGAGGGCUAAGCCAUUUAAAGUCCAGUUCGACUGGCGGGAUGCCCUGGACCUCGAGGGCCAGCUGACAGAGGAGGAGAUCAUGAUCAGGGAUUCCUUCCGGACAUACUGCCAAGAGAAGCUCAUGCCUCGAAUCCUGAUGGCAAACAGAAAUGAAGUGUUCCACAGAGAGAUUGUGUCUGAGAUGGGAGAGAUGGGAGUCCUUGGCCCAACUAUUAAAGGUUAUGGCUGUGCCGGGACAAGCUACGUGGCGUACGGUUUGAUUGCUAGGGAAGUUGAGAGGGUGGACAGCGGCUAUCGCUCUGUCAUGAGCGUGCAGUCAUCACUGGUCAUGCACCCUAUUAAUGCUUACGGCACAGAGGAGCAGAAACAGAAGUACCUUCCAAAGCUGGCUCGUGGAGAGAUCCUGGGCUGCUUCGGCCUGACGGAGCCUAAUCAUGGCAGUGACCCCAGCGGCAUGGAGACUAGAGCUAAAUAUAACCCAUCCAGCCGCACCUACACCCUGAACGGCUCUAAGACUUGGAUCACCAACUCUCCUGUAGCGGAUGUCGCUGUGGUCUGGGCUAAAUGUGAUGACGGGAAGGUCCGUGGCUUCAUCUUGGAGCGCAGCAUGAAGGGCUUCUCCACCCCAAAGAUCGAGGGAAAGUUCUCUCUGAGGGCUUCAGCCACUGGGAUGAUCCUCAUGGAUGAAGUUGAGGUUCCUGAGGAGAACCUUCUGCCAAAAGCCUCUGGCCUAGGGGGUCCGUUCGGCUGCUUGAACAAUGCCCGUUAUGGGAUAGCUUGGGGGGCUCUGGGAGCUGCAGAGUUCUGUUUCCACGCAGCUCGGCAGUACACCCUCGACAGAAUCCAGUUUGGUGUGCCUCUAGCCCGGAAUCAGCUGAUGCAGAAGAAAAUGGCCGACAUGUUGACAGAGAUCACGAUUGGCCUGCAGUCCUGUCUGCAGCUGGGUAGACUUAUCGAUGAGAAAAAAGCAGCUCCAGAGAUGAUCUCCAUGCUGAAGAGGAACAGCUGUGGUAAAGCUUUGGACAUCGCCAGGCAGGCCAGGGACAUGCUGGGCGGGAACGGCAUCGCAGACGAGUACCACAUCAUCCGUCACGUCAUGAACCUGGAGGCUGUCAACACGUACGAAGGUACUCACGACAUCCACGCCCUGAUCCUGGGCAGAGCCAUCACAGGCCUGCAGUCCUUCACAGUUGGCAAAUGAUCCAGCCUCCUCUUCCUGCUGCUGCUGCUCUCAAAAAAUACAGCUCUGCAGAAUCUCCCUCAAGUCUGUUUAAAAAAUAACAAACAAAAAUAAAAAACAAUCUCACGUUUGUAGAAAAUCUGUUAUAUUUGCAUUCUGUGGCCGAGCUUUGGAGCCGACGUAGAUUGUAAAAACCUCAGAGGUCAGUUUUAAGAUGGCUAUUUUUCCUCUAGAGGAACGAGUUACUCUGCGUGAUUCAAUUAACAAAUUUUCUUCCUUGUUUUUACUUUGGCAGUGAGUGAACCAUUUGGAAUGAAGUAAAAUUAUAGAUUUGUUGCAGUUUUGACAUCUUAUAAAAGCAACAAAGCAUAAAUACCCACAGCAUGUUGGUGAUUGCUUAUAAAGCUUUCUUUGUUUAAAAUGUUUCAUCAGUGGAACAGAAAUUGUUGCAGUAAUUAUGACUUCUUGCACUUUACACACUGGUAACACUAAGAUGUUAGCCCGGAGUCAUUUGAAUGAAGAAACUGUAAAAGCAUAGUGUGCAGGAGAAUGGAGUUCAGGUUGGAAAGGUCAAGCCUCUGUGGUAGCUCAGUGGAUAAUAUCCUGUUUGUUUAUAACUGUGAGGCACAAAUAAAGCUUUGAGUUUCAUACAA
Messenger RNA from Girardinichthys multiradiatus, 2070 nucleotides. RefSeq names its product glutaryl-CoA dehydrogenase, mitochondrial-like. The transcript is spliced from 12 exons. The record is from RefSeq and is a predicted model, not a curated record. NCBI's taxonomy places the organism in Eukaryota, Metazoa, Chordata, Actinopteri, Cyprinodontiformes, Goodeidae. Gene Ontology annotation, cellular component: mitochondrial inner membrane. Bases 116 to 1438 code for a protein of 440 amino acids. Gene Ontology annotation, biological process: fatty acid beta-oxidation using acyl-CoA dehydrogenase; fatty-acyl-CoA biosynthetic process. Gene Ontology annotation, molecular function: flavin adenine dinucleotide binding; fatty-acyl-CoA binding; glutaryl-CoA dehydrogenase activity.